GUGGGAGCCCUCGCCCUUGCCCCCUCGGGCUUUUGGGCUACGAAGAGUGUUGACCCGACAGCCGUGGGAGUUGGGCCACUGCCAGAAAGGAUGUUUUAUGUAAGCCAAAUGUGGUGCUGGCGUUGGAAAUGGAAGGGGCAGCAUCUUCUUACCUUACUUGCCGUGUAUGCUAUUUGCUCUCACCAGUCAGUUCUGGGCUGUGCCUUCUGCAGAGUCGUGCUCUCUAAGCCAUCCGGGACCUUUACGUCUCCAUGCUAUCCCAACGACUACCCCAACAGCCAGGCCUGCAGGUGGACCCUCCGAGCCCCCACCGGAUACAUCAUUCGAAUAACGUUUCAUGAUUUUGACAUUGAAGAAGCCCCUAACUGCAUUUAUGACUCACUGUCCCUCGACAACGGAGAAAGCCAAACCAAAUUUUGUGGUGCCACUGCCAAAGGUUUAACGUUUAACUCAAGUGGAAAUGAGAUGCAUGUGUCCUUUUCAAGCGACUUUAGUAUCCAAAAGAAAGGCUUCAAUGCCAGCUACACAAGAGUUGCUGUGUCCCUGCGGAAUCAAAAAGUCAUUGUUCCCCAGCCCAAAGAUGCUAACCUGGUGUCUGUUGCGAAAAGUGUCUCCAUUCCAGAUCUCAGCGCAUUCACUGUAUGCUUCGAAGCAAUCAAAACUGGCAAUAAAAGCAGUGCCUGGAAGGCCUUCACUUACUUAGAUCCUUCAUCAACAGAAUUACUCAGUUUUGGGAAGGCUAGAAAUGGCCACUUCCUGUAUAUCUUAGGUUCAGAGUGCUUGCUAGACAGAGGACUAGGUGUGAAAUUAGAUGAAGACAUUUUCACAGGGUCCUUUGAGCAACUGUGCCUCCUUUGGAAUAGUUCAUCAGGUUCUGUAAGUGUAAAUUUCAAAAACAGCUAUGAAACAAUACCUUGCACUUCUGCUGUUAACAUGGUUCUUCCGGGGAGUGGGAAAUUGGUUUUGGGCUCCAACAAAAACGGAAUAAACUCUUUAAAUGGAGACAUUUACAACUUUCGCUUUUGGAAUUUCACCAUGAAUUCCAAGGACUUGUCCAACCUUAGCUGUGAUGUGAAAGGGAACAUUGUAGACUGGCAGAAUGAGUUCUGGAGUAUCCCAAUAUCACUUCUGAAAGCUGAGAACAACCUAAGUUGUGGUUCAUACUUGAUUCCAAUUCCUGCAUCAGAAGUGAUGAGCUGUGCCCAACUAGGAAAUGUUUGCCAAGCCACUGUAAAAUCUACUCCUACUACAUCACCCACAGUCACAACUAACAUGCCUGUUAUUAACAGAAUUGGUAAUCGAAGGAAUGAUGGAGUAUUUUACCGGAUUUCCAUUAUUGUUCAUAAUGUACUGCGUGAAUCAGACGUAAAAGUACAGACCAAAGUUGCAGAAUGGCUCAAUUCAACUUUACAAAAUUGGAAUUAUACUGUCUAUGUGGUCAAUAUCAGUCUUCAGACGAGCACUGGCGAGGAGAAAAAAGUCAAAAGAAAUGUCGACAGUGAUCAGAGGUUUAUGAUUUGGGCCCUUUUGGUUUAUAAUGCUACCAACAAUAUCAGCUUGGAAGGGAAACUCAUUCAGCAGAAACUCUUACAAAGUAAUGGUUCCCUAGGAGAUGGAUUGAGGUUGUUCAUGGUCAAUGUCAAGCAAAUUGGCGACUGUUCCAUUGAAGAAAACCCCCAUAGCUAUAUCUGGUCAGCCAUUUCAGUAGGACGCACCUCUAAGCUACCCUGUCCUGGAAAACCUGGUUAUUUUGCAUACAGAAACUGCACUAUUGAUAGCACUACUGGUAAUUCCAAAUGGGGAGAGCCUAAAUUAGAAGAAUGUGCUGGAAGUUCAGAUGAGCUAGCCAAUGAACUUCUCAAUCUUACUAGUGAAGGACAGAGUCUAACCUCAGACAAUAUCACCAAUAUCAUUGGGAUGCUCAAAAAAAUCGUGAAUAAUGAAGAAAACAUUGAUGAAUCUCUGGGAUCAACUGUAAUGAAUGUUUUUUCCAACAUUCUGACUAGUUCAGACAGAGUAUUGCUAGCAUCAUCUUCUAAAGCUUUAAAAACAAUUGAUGAGUUAGCCCUUAAGAUACAACUAAAUGAGACACCUGUCAGUAUCUCCACACGGAAUCUGGCCUUGGGGGUGUCAUCCUUGAUUGCAGGGACAUACAAGGGUUCAAUGUUCAGUAUCAGUCUCCAGAACAACGCUUCCAAUUUUCAGAUGGAUUUUGAGACAGUUCAAGUGAAUCCCCUGGCUUCUGUCAUCCUUCCCCAAAGCUUACUUCAGAACUUAAGUGUAGAAGAACGGGAAUCUGUUAAGAGGGCUCAGUUCACUUUUUUUAAUAAAACUGGACUAUUUCAGGAUGUAGAAACACAGAGUGGCAAUUUAGUGAGUUAUGUGAUGGCGUGCAGUAUUGGGAACAUGAGUAUCCGGGAUCUUCAGGAACCUGUCCAGGUUAUAAUUAAACAUACAAGAACUCAGGAGGUACUUCAUCCCAUCUGUGUCUUCUGGGAUUUAAACAAAAACUCGGGGGCUGGUGGCUGGAACACCUCAGGUUGCGUUGUGCAUAGGGACUCAGACGAAAGUGCGACAGUGUGCUUAUGCAACCACCUCACCCAUUUUGGCGUUCUGAUGGACCUUCAGGGAACAGCUUCACAAAUAGAUGCCAGAAACACAAAAGUGCUUACCUUUAUUACUUACAUCGGUUGUGGAAUUUCUGCCAUAUUUUCAGCUGCUACUCUUUUAACAUACAUUGCUUUUGAAAAGUUACGAAGAGAUUACCCAUCUAAAAUCUUAAUGAACCUAAGUACGGCCCUGUUGUUCCUUAAUUUGGUUUUCCUUCUUGAUGGCUGGAUCACAUCAUUUAAUAUUGAAGGACUCUGUAUAGCGGUUGCUGCCCUUCUGCAUUUCUUUCUCCUGGCAACCUUUACAUGGAUGGGUCUGGAAGCAGUCCAUAUGUACAUUGCUCUAGUAAAAGUGUUCAACACUUACAUCCGUCGCUACAUAUUGAAAUUCUGCAUUAUUGGUUGGGGUUUGCCUGCUCUAGUGAUAACGAUCGUUCUAGCAAGUACAAACACAAAUGCAAAUCGCAUCUAUGGAAAAGAGUUAUAUGGCAAAAGCACUAAAGGACAAGGAGAUGAAUUCUGUUGGAUAAAGGAUCCGGUGGUUUUUUAUGUGACUUGUGUGGGUUAUUUUGGGGUCAUGUUCCUCCUGAACAUCGCCAUGUUCAUUGUGGUGAUGGUGCAGAUCUGUGGCAGGAAUGGAAAGAGAAGCAACCGUACCCUUCGAGAAGAGAUUCUGAGAAACCUCCGCAGUGCAAUCAGCCUGACCUUUCUGUUAGGGAUGACGUGGGGAUUUGCCUUUUUUGCCUGGGGCCCCCUGAAUAUUCCUUUCAUGUACCUCUUCUCCAUAUUCAACUCAUUACAAGGUUUAUUCAUAUUUAUAUUCCACUGUGCUAUGAAAGAGAAUGUCCAAAAGCAGUGGAGGAGACAUCUCUGUUGUGGGAGAUUCCGUUUAGCGGACAACUCAGAUUGGAGCAAGACAGCAACCAACAUCAUCAAGAAAAGUUCAGACAAUUUAGGCAAGUCUUUGUCUUCAAGCUCCAUUGGCUCUAACUCCACCUACCUUACAUCCAAAUCUAAAUCAAAUUCAACUACGUACUUCAAAAGGAACAGCCAUCCUGAUAAUAUCUUUGUGGACAAAACUUCAGCAAAAUUACCCCACGACGAUGGAGAGCAAACAUCAAUCAUCCCAGUCCACCAGGUCAUUGACAAAGUUAAAGAUUACUGUAAUGCUCACUCUGACAACUUCUAUAAAAACAUCAUCAUGUCUGACACCUUCAGCCAUAGCACAAAGUUUUAAGAGUGCCCCUUCCCAUAGCAAGGGAAUCAGCAACAAAAUGCCAGGGAAAACGGGUGAUGACCCUACCGAGAAGGAAAAAUUGUUCCACCAACUGUAGAUGUUUUACCUGCCUAUGUUACCUGGCUACCAAAGCAGAGUUGAAAGCUGAGUUUUCAGGAUGAAUGUUUGUUAAAUAAUUGAAUGCAUCUCCUCAAUGCCUUAAUGCCAUGAUGGAGGAUUUUCCACCAUCCUCGGUGCUUCAGAUGGGUGGCAGCAAUUUGUCUGAACCAUAAAUUUAAGUUGAAGCAGACUUCUCGGAGUUGAGUAACAUUGACAGGUAGUGCUUGGAGCACUUAAAAAAGUUAACUGAAAAAAAAGAAAGUUUACCCUACUUAAGUUUCCACGAAUGUGAUAUUUUUUCUAUGUAAUAUUUCUCUUUUUCAAAAAGAACAUGUAUUUUCAUUACCAUGUUUGAUUACUCACCUGUCAGUGCUGGGUAUUUGUGUUUGUGUGUGUUUGUUGUAGGUAUGUGUGUGUUUUUUCCUGGUAGAAAGCUUCAAAUGGAGGUUAAAAUCUUCAGGACUGCCACAGAUUAAUUUCAACUACAAAUCAAAUGUAAUCUUGAAUUCUUUGGAACAAGAGCACAGAUGACUCUCCCAUUGCAUUCUAAAACUCAUUUUUCUAAGGAUUCUGGGCCAUGCAUAGUCAAGAAAGAGUGAGGUUCACCAAAAAAAACAUGCCUAUUCAUUUGUGUUACCAUUUUAUAGAGGUAUUCAGGCAUAACCCCCAAUGACAAUAGUUAAGUAUUCCCCAUGACAGUGAUGGUGCCCACCUUCCAGGUCAUCUGAUACAGAUCUAACCUACUAACAUGAACAUGACUGGCAUAUACCAAUGGCCACAGUGUCUCCAGUAUGCCUGCAAAGAAUUAUUUUCUAUCUCAUGUUAUUGGAAAGCAUACUGUGGAGAACCUAGACCUACUCUUUAAUUACCAAAGCUGUAGGUAGUUACAGAAGCUCUAGCCAGCCAAGUUUGGGAUCCCAAGUACGGCAAGCAGAUUCCAGGCUAUAGACAAACCACAUAAGGACCUUUGUCUGCCCAAGGGUUCCCCCACCCUCCCUUUCCACCCUAGCUGGUAUCCACCCCAGCACUUAAUACAGUGCCUGGCAUAUAGUAAGUGCUGUACAAAUACCAUUAUUAUUAUCAUUACCCUUAGCUGUCCCUAGACUCUUUUUUGAAAUAAAAGCAAGAUUCAUAGAGCCCAAGCCUAAGGUCCACCCAACUGUUAGGACACUUCAGUCAUGCAUACAGCAAUCAAGUAAUUGGAACCACUUUUCAUAGUAUCUGAAAACUACAUGAAUAAGGAGUUCACAGUGCCUGCUGGGAGGUUAUCUGCACUUGCUUCCUAUAUAUUAAAGCAAAAGUUAUAUGCACAUGCCCUUCCAUGGUAUGGGGUCAGUCAAUAAAUGGCAUUCAUUAAGUGCUAACUAUGUGCAGAGCAAUGUACUAAAGUCUUGGCAAAAUACAACUAAGUUGGUAGCUGUGAUCACUGCCCACAAGGAGCUUGCAGUCUACAGGAGAAACUUACAGAUGAUGUAAACAUUCUCUCCAGCUACCAUAAAAAGGGAUACUAGAAAGUACUUUGAUGUAGGUGAAGUAAGUUUUCACUGGUCCUUAAGACAUUUUCAGAAAAUACCUGCUUCCUAAGUGGUGAUCCAGCCAGAAUCCAUUUUCUAUGCUAAGUAAACUUUUCAAGAAACCCAUUUUUUCACAAAAAAAUUGGGCAAAACAAUUUGUAACAAUUGUACAUGAGCAUCUGAUAGUGUCAACGGUCAAGAGGCUGGAAUGCGCAGGCCGGCCCUUGAAGACAGCGGACUGAGCAAGAUGACUUUGGUGGUCUUUUCCAGCACUUUGAGUUGACAAUUUUUUUCUAAGCAGUUUGUCAUUUUGCCUAAAAACAUUUGAAAAUGCCUAACAAACCCUUCAACCAAAGGCUAUACACCACCAAUCUAGAUUUAUUCUUGAUACUCAGCUGGAAACAGGGAUGUUAGCCACUGGUUUUGAGGGGGAGUAACCAGUGAUGUCAUUUUCCAAGGGCUGUGGGUAAUAUGCCAUUUUGUUGCCCUUGUUAAAACUAUUUUCAUUUGUUAUUUUUAUGCAAUAUGGGAGCCAUUGGUUGACUGAUGGUGAAGGAAGCGCUUUAAAUAACAUAAAUGAGAAACAAGAAAUAACUGUAAAUCUUAGCUCUAGAGCAGGAAAACUCCACUGAAGUGAUAAAAUCUUUCCCUCAAAACCAUUUUAAUGAGAGAGAAUGGAAGUGGAACAUUAAAACGCAUAACUAAUGCCCUCAUGAUACAUAUUUGUGUUCACUUACCUUGAUUCUGCCUGUGAUUGCUUCACUUUGCUUUAGAGUCCUGAAAUAAAAUACAUAAAUAUUCAAAUUAGGGAGAGGGCAAAGUUCCUGGGUUGGGGAUAUAGGAACCAGCUGGGGUAACGGAAGGGAAAUUACUUCUGGAAAAUGAGGAAUUAAAAGUGAGAUGACCCUGGGACAAAUUUUGCCUUGAUUAUAAAUGAGCAAAUCUCACCUUCAUUUAGUACCUGUGCUAUGCAAGCUGAAUAGAGGGAGAAGAAUUUGGCUCAGGGAGCAUAAUGGCUAAAGCUUUCAGAUGAAUGUCUAGUCAGCCUAGAUUUUUCCUUAUUGAGCCUUUUUUUUUUACUACCAUGUAGUAGAGCCUUAAAUUGUCUGUCAGUCCAGUGUCCAGAAGUGCUGUCAAUUCCUGUCACCGUGGUUCGCAAUGUAAAGAUUUUGCUUUGUCUGCUGUUGACAUAGCCUCCCUUGUAUAUAUUUAUUUAUUUGUGUGGUUAAAAAUGUCGACUUUUAAAAAAUUCUUUAGUUUGUUCUAUCUCACCUUGUUAUUUUAAUUAAGCUUCUUCUGGCAGGGGAUGUGGAGAGGCCUUGUUUCUAUUUUCCGAACAUCUGGUGAAACAGUUGGCUACAGCGCUAUCUUUUACCGCAUGACCAGGAUGAAGAAAAACGACUGUGGGAGUAAAUUGAACUAUUAGUCAGUGGGCAGUUAGUACAGCUGAUCUGCCAUUUGGCCAAAAUGGAAAGAAAUGUUUUUCAAAUAAAUACUUAUAUUGCUCAUGUUCCAGAUUAUUAAAUUCCUUUAUGAGUAAA
Messenger RNA from Ornithorhynchus anatinus (platypus), 7000 nucleotides. It is a transcript of the gene ADGRG6, whose product is annotated as adhesion G protein-coupled receptor G6. Gene Ontology annotation, cellular component: membrane. Gene Ontology annotation, biological process: adenylate cyclase-activating G protein-coupled receptor signaling pathway; myelination in peripheral nervous system; cell surface receptor signaling pathway. The record is from RefSeq and is a predicted model, not a curated record. Gene Ontology annotation, molecular function: laminin binding; G protein-coupled receptor activity. Lineage: Eukaryota; Metazoa; Chordata; Mammalia; Monotremata; Ornithorhynchidae. The transcript has 25 exons. The coding region runs from base 91 to 3846 and encodes 1251 amino acids.